Molecule: messenger RNA, 1134 nt
Organism: Didymodactylos carnosus
Lineage: Eukaryota; Metazoa; Rotifera; Eurotatoria; Philodinida; Philodinidae
Source: the annotation of a GenBank genome assembly
AUGUCGUUGAAAUCACUCUGUGUCAAAUGUCAGAAAAACAACGGUAUUCUCAUAUGUAGUGGAUGUCAGUAUAUACUUUGUCGAAAAUGUACAAAUGAUCAUCGUCUAGAAUUGGUUACUCAACUUGAUCAUGUUGUCUAUGAACACGAUCUAAUUCAACAACAACUUCAAGCAAAAGAUCAAAAUUCAUAUCAUACACUUUUUAAUCAAAUUAACAAAUGGCAAACAGAAUCAAUAAAUAAAAUAAAACAAGCUGGCGAAGAAGCUCGACAAAGUAUUCGUCAAUUACUUGACGAACAUAAAGAGCAGUUAACUAAAGAUUUACGUCGAUUAAUCGAUGAAUUACGAAAAGGUAAAAAGAGCGAAGACUUUGUUGAAACAGAUUUAGAUAGAUGGAAACAUGAUGUACAAAAGCUCAAAGAAGAAUUACAAAUGCCGUCGAGUAUUAUCCUCGAAACAAAGAAGAGUCCAUCCUGGAUUACUAUGAUAAAAGUCAAUACAAAAUCAUCAGGUCAACAACAAUUUCUUUAUCAAUCGCCUCGUGUGCUGUUACCGUCACCUUCACCAUCACUCGGUAAACGCACAGUAACACGUAUUGAUGAAUUUACUACAGAUCUUCCAACAUCACGUAAACAGGCCGAUAAAUUCAAUGCAGAAAAAAUCUAUGGGCCGAUUGAGCUUCAAGACGAAAAAAAAGUAGCAGUUCAUGUAGGCUCAGCAAAUUGUGCGACAGAAGUUCGUGGUACUAAUUUGUAUUCUACAGGAAAACAUCGUCUUCAACUCAAACUCGAAAAAAUGCAUCAUGGCUAUUCUCUUUUUGGUAUAGUGACGGAAUCAACACUCGUGCAAGAAUCGUCUAUUUCGUCCAAAUCAACUUAUGGAUGGGUGCCGGGUAAUAAUAAGCAAGCAUGGCUCAAAGGAGCAGGUACUGCAGGUUAUGGUGGGUACGACGGCGAUAUUAUGGAAAAUGAUGUUCUCGAAUUAGUGCUUAACUGUGAUAAAAAGAUAAUUCAAUUGUCAAAUAAACGAACUAAUAAACUUUAUCAAAUUCCAGUUGAUAUCAAUAGUUGUCCGUUUCCAUGGCAAUUCUAUCUUAGUCUCUAUGAAAUUGGCGAUCUCGUGCGUAUUCUAUGA